AUUCCCAAUUAAUCCAAUCCAAUAACAAAAUGUUCCGCAUAAGCAACACAUUGGUUGGUACCUUAAACAUACUAACCUUAUUGUUAUCACUCUCUGCCUUGGGUGGUUCUGCCUACAUUCACUUCCACAAAACCGACUGCCUCAAAGUGUUGAUGUAUCCUCUCCUCUUCGGCGCCGUCUUCAUUUUCGUCGUAUCGGUUCUCGGAAUAACUGGUUCAAUGUUCCGUAUUAAUGAGGCUCUAUAUGCAUACCUUCUUGCCACUUUCUUUAUUAUACUGGGCUUCAUGUUGUUUACUGUUUUUGCAUUGUUUGUCACUAAUGGUCAAAAGUUGUCUCAUAAAGGAAUUCGGGAGUAUAGAGUUGCGGAUUUUUCCCUUUGGUUGCAACAAUAUGUUAUUAAUGACAAAAAUUGGAAUGAUAUUAAGACUUGUUUGGUGGGUGUAGGUUUCUGUCAACGGAAUCACUCCGUAGUCGCGCAGAUUGGAUGUUGUAAACCACCUUUGCAAUGUGGAUUCACAAUGAAAAAUGCAACAUUCUGGGAAGUACCGAAAACAGGUCCAUUAGUGAACGAUACAGAUUGCAGGACAUGGAAAAAUAGGCAGGACAAGCUAUGUUACGAUUGCAAUUCAUGCAAAGGAGAAGUGCUUGCCAACAUAAGGAACCAAUGGAGAUAUCUCACUAUAUUCAAUGUUUGUGUGCUUAUACUUCUCACUACCAUAUAUGUCUUAGGUUGCUAUGCCAUCAGGAACAAUCGAAUAGACCAACAUUUGGAGUACCAUCCAUACGGAAUCACCCAUUAUAUAUAA
Messenger RNA from Trifolium pratense (red clover), 806 nucleotides. Its product is annotated as tetraspanin-11-like. Gene Ontology annotation, cellular component: plasmodesma; plasma membrane. The record is from RefSeq and is a predicted model, not a curated record. The transcript has 2 exons. Bases 30 to 806 code for a protein of 258 amino acids. NCBI's taxonomy places the organism in Eukaryota, Viridiplantae, Streptophyta, Magnoliopsida, Fabales, Fabaceae. Gene Ontology annotation, biological process: auxin-activated signaling pathway.